Molecule: messenger RNA, 1125 nt
Organism: Raphanus sativus (radish)
Lineage: Eukaryota; Viridiplantae; Streptophyta; Magnoliopsida; Brassicales; Brassicaceae
Product: chaperone protein dnaJ 6
Exons: 7
Coding region: 178-972 (264 amino acids)
Source: RefSeq, a predicted model, not a curated record
UUACUUCACCAGAUUAGGUUAAGAGUAUAGGCGGCAACACAAAACGGUGGGAGAGUUAUUGGCGCCAUAAACCUUUCCUUCUUCUAAGAAGCGUAGCAUUUUCUUAUAACUGACUCGAUCGAUUCUCUCAAGUAUUAUUGCUGUUUAGCAGAAAGAGGAAAACGAGAAGGUUGAAAGAUGGAGAAUAAUAGCGAGAAAAAUCUAUACGAGGUUCUUGGUGUCGGAGCGACAGCAACACAACAGGAGAUAAGGAAAGCAUACCAUAAGUUGGCAUUAAGGCUUCAUCCUGAUAAAAACAAGGACGAUGAGGAAGCUAAGGAGAAGUUUCAGCAGCUGCAGAAGGUGAUAUCUAUUCUCGGUGAUGAAGAGAAGAGAGCUGUCUAUGAUCAAACUGGCUCCGUUGAUGAUGCUGAUCUUUCGGGUGAUGUGGUUGACAACUUGAGGGACUUCUUCAAGGCAAUGUACAAGAAGGUCACCGAGGAAGAUAUUGAAGAGUUUGAGGCCAACUACAGGGGCUCUGAGUCUGAGAAGAAAGACUUGAUCGAGCUUUACACCAAGUUUAAGGGUAGAAUGAGCAGGCUUUUCUGCUCAAUGCUUUGCUCAAACCCCAAGCUUGACUCACACCGUUUCAAAGAUAUUAUCGAUGAGGCUAUUGCAGCAGGAGAAGUGAAGGCAACAAAAGCUUACAAGAAAUGGGCAAAGGAAAUUUCAGAAAUAAAACCCCCCACGAGUCCCCCAAAGACCAGACGAAAGGCAAAAAGGGGCGCAGAGACAGAUCUUUGUGCUUUGAUUUCACAGCGAAGAGAUGCGAGGAAAGAGAAGUUCGAUACAAUGUUCUCGUCACUUAUGUCAAGGUAUGGUGGAAAUGCUGACUCAGAGCCAAACGAAGAAGAAUUUGAAGCUGCCAAGAGAAAACUUGAAAGCCAGAGAUCAUCAUCAUCAUCCAAGAAGAAGAAGCCAAGAAGAAAGUAAUAAGCCGCAGUGUGAGUGUGAUCUCUAGGUUUUGUGUUUUUGAUGGACAAGAAAGUUCUCAGAAUCUCACUAGAUCACAUGUUCGAUCUCCAAUGGUUAAAUCUCUGCUACAGUCUAAAGAAUAUCUAAUCGUAAUUCUUAUUUGAAAGUACA